Molecule: messenger RNA, 684 nt
Organism: Oikopleura dioica
Lineage: Eukaryota; Metazoa; Chordata; Appendicularia; Copelata; Oikopleuridae
Source: the annotation of a GenBank genome assembly
AUGGGAGUUAUAAACAUCGAGUCCCCGGAGCAUUUUCUGAGAGAGCUUGGAAACGGUCCUGCUGUCAUUGACUUUUGGGCUCAAUUCUGCGGUCCCUGCAAGAGAAUCGCCCCUGAGUACGAAAGUCUCAGCAACGCGUACCCAAACAUCAAGUUUUUCAAAUGCGACACUCGAGGAGACGGAAGCGAAGUCGCCGACUCACAUGGAAUCCGAGCUCUCCCGACGUUCGUUUUCUACAAAGGCGGAAAAGAACUGCGAGAGCACAGAUUCGAAGGAGCGGACAUGACAAAAUUGGAGCGAGUUCUCAGCCAAAUCGGCCGCGUUGAGACCUUUACUGGCGCUGGAAAUAGAUUGGGCGGAGAAGAAUGGCAAACUCCCCCACCAGAAGCUUUCAAUAUUCCUCAAGCGGCGGAGGAAACAUUUCCGAACCCGAUUCAAGUUGAUCCAACAAAGCCAAGAACAAAAAUUCAAUUUCGCUUUCACGAUGGAUCAAAGCACGUGCAAGAGUUCAACAACGAUCACCACAUUUGCGACAUUUUCCUCUACGUUGGUCACCGUGAUGGUUUCUCCUCCAAUUUCAUUCUGAAGAGUGGUUUUCCGCCGAGGCUCUUGGAAGAUACAGGAGAAACGCUCGAAGGGGCAAAGCUUCUUAACAGCCAGAUUGUUCACCAAAUCGUCAAAUAA